Messenger RNA from Juglans regia (Persian walnut), 1326 nucleotides. RefSeq lists its product as uncharacterized. The record is from RefSeq and is a predicted model, not a curated record. NCBI's taxonomy places the organism in Eukaryota, Viridiplantae, Streptophyta, Magnoliopsida, Fagales, Juglandaceae. The transcript has 2 exons. The coding region runs from base 26 to 1216 and encodes 396 amino acids.
GAUAUCCUGAGAAGACGACAUCAUCAUGUAUGUGACGAGAUAUUUUUCUGACUACCAAAAGGAUCCUUCUUUGCUCUUCCUGCCACCUCCUGAAGGGCCCAACUCCGGUGUUCUGGUCAUCCAAGAUGAAGAAACCGAGCCUACUUGUUGUUUCGGAUUGUGCAAGAGUCAUAUGAUCACCGACCUGCCUUUCCCUCAAAACAAGAAACUCACGCUCCAAUAUUCAACGGGAAGCAGCGAGAAUCGUAGUGUUGAGAACUUUUACACUGCCUUGAUUCCGAUUCUUAAUCAGCCACUGUCUUCCAAUCGGUACUAUGCCAUAAAGACACGCGGGAGGCAUAAAGGGGAAGCAUAUGCAAAUUCUAAGGAAGAUGACAAGGGAACCUGUUGCUGCUUCAACUAUAUUAAGGAUGUACCGCCAAAACCUUUGGAUCCCAACGAGAUGCACCAGCAAUUCGAGAUUCAUCCCAACGAAACUUCAUGUGGAAGGUCUGGUUUUGUUGCCAAACCCAUAGCUCCAGAUGGAUUCCUUCCCCGGUUCCUCGCAAGAAGAGGGUGGCAUGUGCGUACCUCAACUCCCCGAGAUUUCAGUUUAGGUGAAGCACCGGGCCUAGACAUUGCCCUCCGUGCUCGCCUCCCGGAUUUCAGCUUCCCGCUAUCGUUUAAGAGUUUUCAAAACGUGGUUGUGGGAAGGUGGUAUUCUCCUUUCAUGUUUAUAAGGGAAGGAUCACCGAAAGAUCAAAUGACCAGAUCGAUGUACUACGAGAUAACCCUGGAGCAAAAAUGGGAACAAGUAUUUUCAUGUGAAAAGAGUGAGAGCCAAAGCAAUGCUGUGGUUGUGGAUGCUGUUGUUCAGAGAGAAGAGGUCUUGAUUGCUGGGAUGGAAGUUGUGGAUCUGAAUGUGGUUGAUGGGGUGAUGUGGUUCAAGAGCUUUGGCAAUGGAGGAGCAGAAGUCAGUAUUGGUUUGAGCAUGUUAGUGGUUGAGAGAAUGAAGUGGGAGCAGAUACGGGUUGGAUGGGUUGGGGGAAAUGAGAGGCAAGUGGCACUGAAGAGAAUAGAGGAAUUUGGAGGGUCAGCUGGGGAAUGGAUCAAGUUUGGUUUUUAUGUUCUGGUUGAGAGGUUUGUUGUGAAAAGAAUGGAUGGAAGCCUGGUAUUGACCUAUUAUUUCACGCACAUUAAUCAGACUCGGACCAAAUGGGAAUGGAAGUCACAUUAGUUUGUUUUUAAACACCGUAAAACUCUGCUGUUUGAUACCUGGUUUGUUUAUAUUUGUGUAUACUUUACUAAUUGAAGUUUGUAUUCAUUUUGUGUGUGUGGAAAACUUGA